AUGCUCCGGAAACGUGACAAACAUCCGGUAGAAGUAGGGCUAUCGUCAUAUUCCUCACCCGAAAUCCACCAGCGCCAGCUCGAAUAUCAUAACAUCAACAAACCUUUGCUGGACUCCACGGUAUAUGUUGAGAAUCCGCCGACCUCCAGGAUAUUGGCUGACAACGAACAGCCUGCCAUACCAGGUGUCACGCCCUUGGAUAGGAUCUACUACGAAAACAAUUGGACCUUCACGCGAAGUCUGCUCUGCCGUAAAUACGUCAAGGAUGUCCCGCCUGAGGCCAGCGGUAUUUGUUACGAGGAUCCAGAUCUCAUGAAAUUCGAGUUAUUCCUCAAUGCAGCCGCCGAGAGGAAUGACCUGAGCUUCAUCUCGAUGGGCUUAUCCACUUGGGAUUGGGAAAUUUUGGCUUCCAAAGGUGUUGCUUUACCUGAUGUUGCCCAGCGCAAAUCUGUCUCAGAGACAAGAGACCAUGUGAGAGCCUUGAUCCUGAAGCUCGCACUGACCAACGCAAGGAGUGAGGAUCCGUUGCUCCGGAUUCUCGAAGCCUUAGCAUCUCUCGAAAGAGCCGUAGCGAAGGACUUUACAUCGCGAGGACAGAGCAUCACUGACUUGGUCUACAACGCCCAGGCCGCUCAACGAGGUGCCUACGCCGCUCAACAAGAAAGUCGAGAUCUAGGCCGAAUUAGUUGGAUCGCCUUCAUCUCAGGGCCAUUGAUAGCUGUGUCGGUAUGGCUCUGUCCUUACCGACAAAUCCAUCUUAUCUCCUAA
This is a messenger RNA of Letharia columbiana, 768 nucleotides long. RefSeq lists its product as uncharacterized. Bases 1 to 768 code for a protein of 255 amino acids. The record is from RefSeq and is a predicted model, not a curated record. NCBI's taxonomy places the organism in Eukaryota, Fungi, Ascomycota, Lecanoromycetes, Lecanorales, Parmeliaceae. The transcript has 5 exons.